This is a messenger RNA of Mytilus trossulus (common blue mussel), 1239 nucleotides long. Its product is annotated as BTB/POZ domain-containing protein 6-B-like. Bases 1 to 1239 code for a protein of 412 amino acids. Gene Ontology annotation, molecular function: protein binding. Gene Ontology annotation, cellular component: cytosol. Lineage: Eukaryota; Metazoa; Mollusca; Bivalvia; Mytilida; Mytilidae. The record is from RefSeq and is a predicted model, not a curated record. Gene Ontology annotation, biological process: neurogenesis. The transcript has a single exon.
AUGAGCAACCUAGCCUUGAAAUUAAAAGACGCAUUUCGAGAGCAAUUGUUUUGCGAUGUAAGACUUACACUACAGAACGGAAUCGUUUUAAAAUGUCAUUCAGUUGUGCUACUUAUAAACUCAGAUUUUUUCCAAGGCAGAUUGAGUGGAAGGUGGGACCAGAACACGACAAUUGACUGUACAACAUUUCCAUCUGAUAUUAUGACAAUACUUAUUAAAUAUUUGUAUGGCAUUAACCCAAGUUUAAAUAUAGAUGUAAUACCAGAUAUACUACAAGCAUGUGACUAUUAUGCCUUCAAUGAACUAAAACUUAAAUGUAUUACAUACAUUGAUGAAAACAUAAGUAGGGAAACUGUGUUUAGUAUUUUAGCUUUAAGCGAAGAAUUUACUUUAACCAAUAUUUCUACCAAGUGUCUGAAUUUCAUCGACACUGAAGUUGAAAAUUUACUUCUGAAUUUUCCAGAUGGAUUUUAUGAUUUACCGAUUAGCAUUGUUCUUAAAAUAAUAACUCGUGACAAUCUACAAAUACACGAACAAUUCCUGUUUGACUGUCUUAUUAUAUAUGAAGAAAAGUACAAGAAAGAUGAUAUUUGGAAACAGAUUAAAUAUCACGUUAGAUAUCUAUCUAUGUCCUUGGAAUAUUUUGUUUGUAAGGUAGUUCAGAGAAAUAUUUUACCUGCUGGUGUUACCAACAAAAUUUUACUGUAUUUAUCAUCAAAUGAUAAUGUCGAUUUUUCUGGUUGUAGCAUAAUUUCUUAUCCAAGGAACGUAGAUUCGGAAGGUGAUAUCUACGUAAAACGUUUUUUUGGAAAAAGUUCUGAUUCAUCAUGGGAACCGGACACAUUAGUAGAUGAUCGUCUUACUUUUUCUGUGAGCAGAAACAUUAAACUGAAAUCUGUAAUACUGUAUGGCAGUCCGAAUGAAUCAUUUAUAUAUUCACUGUCUAUCUACGAACAAAACGGUGAUCUAAUCCAGAAUUGUAAAACAAGGGUUUUGUUCCAAACAACUGUUUUCCCAAUUGUAUUUCCAAGGAAAAUAUCUCUAAGACCAGAUACAAAGUAUACUUUGGUUGCAAUUAAAACUGGACCAGCAAGUUACAGUGGCGUUGGAGGAGUUGGUAGCUGUAGGGUCCAAGUCCCUUCUGGAGAACGCCUUGCAGUUAAAUUUGAAAACUCUUUAGGGCUAUCAACCAUCGCAAAAGGCCAGUUUAAUGGCCUUGUGUUUUUAGAAAUUAUGUGA